ACAUCAGCUGUCAAAAUUUCAAAGAUGGCGGCUUUAACUUGUUGACAAAAACAAGUAAUAACCUACAAAAAUAAACUAUUUUACACCGAAAAACUAUUCAUUUUUCUUGAUAUCAAAAUUAUAAUUAUUAUAAUUAACAAACAUAUAAAAGUGAAAUGCCUGAAACAGUUAAAAGUGUUAUUACCAAUAGAGAUCGUACUUGUCUUGGCUGUAGACUUGUUAGUGGUUGCGGUCUCCUUGGCUCUGGACUUUAUGUUUCUUAUCAUUCGAAAAAGUUUCAGAAAAUCCCUACAAAAUCAGUUAUGCUCACAGUCGGUGGUGCUUUGAUGGCACUUGGUACAGCGAGAGUAUUAAAUCUACCACCAUUUCAGGAUCAAUUUAAUAAUAAUAAUAAUAAUUAACUGAACUUGUUUUUCCGAUUUUAUCAUUUAUAUUUUUUCGAUAAAUAUAAAAGAAUUUGUAAAUUAUUCUCAUUUUUGUAAGUAUAUAAAAUGUAAAUAAAACUAUAUAUUCCCGCAAAUAAUAA
Leptopilina boulardi is the source of this 526-nucleotide messenger RNA. RefSeq lists its product as uncharacterized. The transcript is spliced from 2 exons. The coding region runs from base 156 to 401 and encodes 81 amino acids. Lineage: Eukaryota; Metazoa; Arthropoda; Insecta; Hymenoptera; Figitidae. The record is from RefSeq and is a predicted model, not a curated record.